AUGACUUCUAGCCAGUCCAGCAGUGUCACUCCUGCCCAGCUCGACUCUGCUUGGCCACCGGCCCAUAUUUGGGAAACCAUGGAUGCGGCAGACCGUGCAACCUGGUUAGAACAGAUACAGAGGGACAGAGCCAGGCGCCUUGAAUUAGACGUAGCAGAGACGGAUCUCCGCCGCAGAAGACCUCGUGUGGAACUACAGGAUGAUGAUACUCUCGAGGAAAACCGUGAGCCACCCCCUGAAGUAAAAUCACUCAUCGAUAUAUUUCCGGGUGUCUCCGCCGCCCUCCUUACUCGCGUGUUUGAGAGAAAGCUGAAGGCGACCGAACUCAUUCGCUUUAAAGAAAAGUCAGUCACCGAGCUAGAUCAGGAUGACAGAGUUUUCAAGAUGACCGAGUCAGGAGGUAUAGUAGGCUUCAAGAAGGCAGCAGCAUCGCUUAAGGACUGGGGCCUCAACCCUCAAACAUGGACCACUUGUUUUCUUACCUACUUAUCCAUUAUGGGAUACCUCUUCGGCGAAAAACAUCCUAGGGCAGUUCCCAACCUACUUAUAUUUAUGAGGCAGAUCCUAGAUCUCGCUCAGAUUUAUCAGUGGUCAGAGGCAGUUCUCCCACUUGCCCUUAAUUUUCACCAGUAUAUGCUGGAUAAAGGAGAGCUAUCAACAGACAACUACCUGGUCAUAGGCCCAUUCCGCGAGAAAUACCUCCGUCAUAAUCUCACACUGCCCGCACAAUUACCAACAAACCCCCUAACCCGGCCUCGCCAGGCUAGAAAUACCAGAUCCUCGAAUAACGAGACAGAAGUCUGCGAUAAGUUCAAUGCAGCAGGGUGCUCUUGGGAAGGUUGCGACCUCGGGUCUACUAUCACUGGCAUUUUGACAUACGGUGCCCAGGUUGGCUAUAGGGGCAAGAAGCGGUUUCGCUAUUCCCCUAACCAUCAUAUACACGAACCUGGCGUGAUAACCUCCAAAAUAAUGGAGGAUCUCAACAUCGGCCGCAUUAGAUUGACGCAUGGCCCCUCCUUCAUUUCGCCUCUUGGGUUAGUCCCUAAGAGCAAUGGGGAAUGGCGUCGCAUCCACGACCUAUCUUGGCCCCCUGGACACGGCCUUAAUCAGGGCAUACCAGACUCCUGGUCAGCUAUUGAAUACAUAAUAAUCGAUGCUAUCUACGAGCAAAUCAUACAAGCUGGUCCAGGCUGUACAAUCAUCAAGAGGGAUAUCAAGGACGCCUUCCGAAUUAUUCCUGUCGCCAAGGAUAACCAGCAUCUCCUUGCCUUCCAGUGGAACGAUUUCACUUACAUUGAAUGUUGCCUACCCUUUGGCCUUGCAACGGCCCCAUUUCUCUUUAACCUGUUUGCCGAGGCACUUCAUUGGAUACUUCAAUGCCUCCUCCCUGCAUUCCACAUCAGUCAUUACCUAGACGAUUUCAUCGCAAUCACUCAGCCUUCCUCAGCAUCCGACCCUACGGGCCCUUUUGAUGAGAUUUAUAACAAUGUUACCAACUACCUACGCAUCCCUUGUAAUACAGAGAAGGACCAGCAAGGAACCUGUGUUACAGUCCUAGGCAUCCAGAUCGACUCUGUUGCAAUGGAAGCUCGUCUGCCACCAGAAAAGUUGUGCCGCGCCACAUUGGACGCCGCAGCCACCCUGAAUGCAACGAGUCUCUCCCUGAAGCAAACGGAGCGUCUAAUAGGCUUAUUAGCCUUCUGUUCAAGAGUUGUCCGGAUUGGGAGAACAAGGCUACAGUCUCUAUACACAUUCCAAGCCGCUUUCCCAUAUAGGAGGAGCGCGCGCCGCCGUAUCCCCUAUGAGGUACGUGACGAUUUAGAAUGGUGGAAGGACUCCUUAUCUCUCUUUAACGGCGUACUCCUGAUUGACCCCUGCCGUCGCUCUAUCACGCAUCUUUACACAGAUGCCUCUAACACAGGCCAGGGGCUCUUCUUCUUCUCAUCUGAGUCUAUAUCAGACUGCUGGCUGGCCCAUUGUCACCAGCUUCACUUAAGCAAUGCUGCCUCGCUGGCCCUUGCUCCAGACACACAUGUGCACAUCAAUACCAACGAAGUAGACGCCAUCCUAUAA
Penicillium taxi is the source of this 2073-nucleotide messenger RNA. RefSeq lists its product as uncharacterized. NCBI's taxonomy places the organism in Eukaryota, Fungi, Ascomycota, Eurotiomycetes, Eurotiales, Aspergillaceae. The record is from RefSeq and is a predicted model, not a curated record. The transcript is spliced from 2 exons. The coding region runs from base 1 to 2073 and encodes 690 amino acids.